AUAGAUAUGAUUGUAGGUUCAUAGGCUUCUUCAUUUAGCUUUCGUAAAUAAUGAGGCACUUGAAAAAUUUUAGGCCAUGAAGUUUCGGCAGGAAGGACCUGUAUCCAGCCAUCUAUACGAACCCGGAUAGUGUUAUUCAUUUGAGCCAUCCCCUGGUACAGUAUAUAGAAAUUUAAAUUGUUGACAAUGAGAUAUAUUAUGAAUUGCAAAGGAUAAAAAGUUAAGGUAAGCUUUCAGAUAGAAACAAAUCUAAUUUUUUUAAUAAAAAAAAUGUUAAGAUAUAUGUCUCCUAGGGCAUGUCAACCUAUUAUCGAUAAAAUUCAUCAGAGAAUUGGCUCUUGGGCAACGAAAUUCCUUUCAUAUGCAGGUAGAGUUCAACUAGUUAACUCUGUUUUAUUUCACAUUCAAGUUUUUUGGAGUGGUGCUUUAUUGAUUCCUAAGAAAGUGUUAAAGCUAAUUGAUGCUGCUUGUAGAAAUUUCAUUUGGUGUGGUAAAUUUAAUUAUAAUGCAAUGUCUCUUGUAGCAUGGGAUGAUGUAUGUGUGCUAAGGAAAGAAGGGGGACUAGGGGUGAAGCAGUUGCUGCAUUGGAAUAAGGCAGCAUUAGGCAAAUUGGUUUGGAAUAUAUGUCAACAUCAAGAGUCGCUAUGGGUUAAGUGGGCACAGGUGGUGCUAUUGAGGGGUGAGUUAAGGUUUUGUGAGUUGAUCUCAAAGGAUGAGAUUGCUGUUUGGGGCCAUGACCUUACAGUUAGUGAGUGGUGGGAUGGUUUAGAUUGGAUCAUUCCAGAUAGUUUUGUGAGAAGACAUCCCAUGCUUGUCUAGAUUAUUAGAUGUCAAAAACUAUCUCAACAAGUGGACAAGGCUGCAUGGAAACCUGCAAAGAAUGGUUUGUUUACUAUUUCAAGUUGCUAUGAGUUCCUAAGAGUGAAACGCCCUAAGGUAGAAUGACAU
This is a messenger RNA of Rubroshorea leprosula, 948 nucleotides long. Lineage: Eukaryota; Viridiplantae; Streptophyta; Magnoliopsida; Malvales; Dipterocarpaceae. The record is from the annotation of a GenBank genome assembly.